UUUAUGAUUUUAUCAGAAGAUAACCUUUUAUUUUUUAAGAGUAUAAAGAGAAAAAAAAAGAGUGAUACUGUGAGUUCAGAGAAAAAAGAAGUAGGUUCAGGAGAAAGUCGGACAAAUGAGACUAGCUCCAUUAAUAAAGGGCAAGAAAAAAAAGAAAAUUUAAUAAAACAACCUAGUGCUAUUAAGGAUACUCAAAAAGAUGUGGAAAAGGUAACAAAAGAUGAAACUGUUAGUAAUACUGACAUAAGUGACAAAACAGAAGUAAUAAACAAAGGUGAUAAUACAGAGGAACAAAAUAAUCAUAGUGAAAACAAAAGUAAUCAACCUAACGAAAGUUGUAAAAAAAAGAAUACAGACUCAAAUGAAAGUAAAACAUAUACAGAAGGAAAAGACGAAAUAAAGGAUGAAGUUGAAACAACGAAGAAUGUAGAACUUAAAGAGGAAAUAAAGGCUGAAGUAGAAACUGCAAAAAAUGUAGAAACAAAAGAAAAAAAAGAAGAUUCAUCAGAUGUAGUUAGUAAAACAAAAGAAGAUACAAAUAAGAGUCGUAUGGAGCAACAAGGAAAUAGAGUCGAAUAUGCAAGUAUAAAGAGAAAAAAAAAGAGUGAUACUGUGAGUUCAGAGAAAAAAGAAGUAGGUUCAGGAGAAAGUCGGACAAAUGAGACUAGCUCCAUUAAUAAAGGGCAAGAAAAAAAAGAAAAUUUAAUAAAACAACCUAGUGCUAUUAAGGAUACUCAAAAAGAUGUGGAAAAG
Messenger RNA from Piliocolobus tephrosceles (Ugandan red Colobus), 753 nucleotides. RefSeq names its product probable inactive protein kinase DDB_G0270444. Lineage: Eukaryota; Metazoa; Chordata; Mammalia; Primates; Cercopithecidae. The record is from RefSeq and is a predicted model, not a curated record. The transcript is spliced from 3 exons. The annotation marks the transcript as partial.